AGCUUCAUCAACAAAUCUUCUCUUCUUCUCAUCAAUCAUUCCGAGCAGCCAUGACAGGAAUCCAUCUGCUCACAUGUUACAGCUUUUGGAUGAUCCUUUUAGUCAAUCUCUUCUCUGCGGAAAAAGUUGUAUCGACGACAUACACAGUUGGUGAUGAAGAAGAGUGGAAUACGGGGGUAAAUUAUCUUUCUUGGUCACAGAAAUACAACUUCAGCGUCGGAGAUGUUCUUGCUUUUAAUUACGUAAAGGGGCAACAUAAUGUGGUGGAGGUGGUGGAAGAGACGUACAGAUCCUGCGAUGCAAGCAGUGGAGUGUUGGCCACGUAUAACAGCGGGAUGGAUCAAGUGAAACUCACCCAAGCAGGGAAUUACUGGUUUAUUUGCAACAUUUCUGGGCAUUGCCUGGGAGGGAUGAAGUUUGGUAUUGUUGUGAGGGAAGGAAACGCCACAAAGGCUUCUGUUUCUACCCCCCCACCGCCCACGGCCAACGGAGUUCAUACUCCGGCAAAGGCGAGGGCGUGGGCAUUCCUCGCUGCGGCACUUGGAAUUCUAUUGUGGGUUUAAUUGAGUUUUGGUGGUAAUUCGUAAUUGGAUUCAAUUAUGUUUAGGGCUGUAAACGGUAUUCGAAAAUCCGAAUUCGAAUUCGAGAUUCGGCACAGAUAUGCAUUGAUCUGAUCUGAUAAAUA
Molecule: messenger RNA, 685 nt
Organism: Nelumbo nucifera (sacred lotus)
Lineage: Eukaryota; Viridiplantae; Streptophyta; Magnoliopsida; Proteales; Nelumbonaceae
Product: mavicyanin-like
Cellular component (GO): plasma membrane
Molecular function (GO): electron transfer activity
Source: RefSeq, a predicted model, not a curated record